Molecule: messenger RNA, 4710 nt
Organism: Peronospora farinosa
Lineage: Eukaryota; Oomycota; Peronosporomycetes; Peronosporales; Peronosporaceae
Source: the annotation of a GenBank genome assembly
AUGAGUUCACGGCGUACAAGCGGAGGCUCUCGCCGCUGCGUCACUGGUCGCAAACAGGCACUCGAGGAGAUCAAGCGUAUGCGUGAGGGUGAACCAGCUGAAGACGUUCCUGUGAGCUCUCGCUUGGCGCAGUACAAGCCAAAGGAAGAGAGUAUAUACAAGGCAGUAACGGAGCAAGAGUACGAAGAUCUAGUGCGGCAACGACGUCAGGGAUUGCCAUUUGUCGAAAAUGACGAUGGGGAGAUGGGCUAUUAUGACGACGGCGAGGAACAGUUCUUUGAAUCAGACGCGGAAGAUGACACAAGAGCAAGAGAUGAUGACGAGGACGACGUCACAGGCAAGAAACGAAGUGCUGGAGCGCUAUCUUCAUCGUAUGUACGACGAGCAAAGAAGAUGCAGAGAGCGAAGCUUGGAGGAGGUGAAGGACAAAAGAUAACCAACAUGUUUUUUUCUACAGGGAAGAAAGUGACAGGAAUAGAGGGAGGAGGGAGAGGGAGAAAUAGUAGUGCUAGUACGAAGAGAGAUAUUGAUCUCGAUAGUAUGUUGGAGGAUCUGACGAGCAACCCGACAGAGUCACGACAAAGUUAUGUCCGACCGAUGUCGUACUCGACGGGAGCUUCGACGUUCUCGAGUGAAGUGUCGGGAUUUAGUGCGACGAGACCUUUAUCUGCUGCAGGAAACGUGAUGAUGAUGCAUAAAGAGGAAACGAUGGAGGUUGAAGAGAACUCGUACGAACCUGAGGACGAGCUGAUGGAGGAGGCGAGUGUGGAUAAGGAUGAAAAAUUGGAACGUUAUGUAGAAGAAAAUGGAGAUAGUAUAGAGCAGGAGAAGGAGCCGACUGAAGUUGUGAAGCCUAUUACGAGUAAAAGAGAGAUGAUGCUUCGAAAAGCUCGGGAAGCGCGACUGCAGACGUCAGCACCUGCUACGAAAACAUUGGCUACUUCUGUGGGGCAACAACUUCAGCGGGAAAAUGUGACAAUGAAUAAUGUCCCGUCAAAUGAAGUUGCUGAAUGGUGGCAAGUAGCUGAAAACGAUUUGAAUGUUACGAUGACGAACGCUUCUGCAGCUGAUGGCACGGAAACUGAAGCACCACCCACCGCAGCAGAUGUAAUUCGAAUGUACUGGAUGGACGCGGUUGAAGUGCGCGAGCGUCCGAGUAAGAUCUAUCUUAUCGGAAAAAUGAAAAUCCCGAGCCCCGAAGGAUCGAACCAGCAGUCUAUGUUUAGGAGCUGCUGUGUGGUAGUGAACAACCUGCAACGGUACAUGUAUCUUGUUCCAAAAGGCAAUCCACUGAUCGAACGGAGUAAGAAUGAGCAGCAGGAGGCUUGGAUAAAGAUGCACGAGGAAAUUCGCAACAUUUUGGUUCCUUCCUGUAUCACGAGUAAAUGUGACCAAGAGUUGUUUAGGACCAAACUUGUAGAACGCAACUACGCUUUCGAGGAAGCGAAUAUUCCACGUGGCAAGAAUUUAUUCCUAAAGGUGAAGUAUCCUGCGCGAUACCCUGCACCGCCAUCGGACUUUUGCUCACGUGGUGGAAAGACGUUUUCUCGUAUUUGUGGAGCGUUGACUAGACCACUGGAAAAUUUCCUGCUUACUCGCCGGCUAUUGGGGCCAGGGUGGGUUGAGAUUAAGAACGUCCGCAAAUGUAGCGAGGGUGUCAGUUUCUGCAAAUUGGAGUUCGAGACAUUUGACCCGAAGAACGUAUGUCCCAUCGCUGAUGGUAUGACCCCACCCCCUCUUACAGUGAUGAGUCUUAGUCUCAAGAGUGUUUGCAACCCCAAUACUGGCAAGCACGAGGUAGUUGCUCUCUCUGCAAUCACAGAGUCUGGUGUUAGCGCCGAGGGAGCUGGUAAGGGUACGAAUGGCGUGCGUCACACAUUAUCGCACUUUACAGCAAUUCGACCACUGGAUGGAAAUAACGGUUUCCCCCAGUCAUACGCUGAGGCAGUUCAAAAAGAUGAUCGCUUCGGGAUCAAAUUGAAAAAUGGCGCGUUGGGCAUUAACAGUGAUCGUUUAAGCGUGGAAAUCAACGAGCGCGUUAUGUUAAGCUAUUUUCUCACACGCGUCCAGCUCGAAGACCCGGACGUCAUUGUUGGUCACAAUUUACAUAAGUAUGCAUUGGAGUUGCUGAUCUCGCGAAUCGACAACUUUAAACUUGGUGGAUUGUGGUCGAAGCUGACGCGACUUCGUCGUGGUCGCCUAAAUCCGAUGAAUGUAGGAGAAGGCUGGAACGAGUACAGGAUGGACGACAUGGCCAAUGGGCGACUUUUCUGUGACACAUACGUGUCGUCGAAGGAAUUGUUACCUUCUCAGAAUAACUACACGCUUUCAUAUUUGGUUGAGCGACUCUUGCACAAGCAACGACUGGAUGUUGAGAUGACCGAGAUUCCUCAAAUUCUUCUUGGUGGCCCUAAUAACUUUGUAAAAUUCCUGCGUCACACGCUGGACGAUGCCAUGUUUGUGCUACAUCUUAUGCACAAGCUUGAAAUUUUACCGUUGUCAAAGCAGCUCGCCAACUUGUGUGGAUACUUGUGGACUCGUACGCUGGAGGCGAACAAACGUGCCGAGCGAAUUGAAUAUUUGCUGCUUCACGAAUUUAGCAGGUCAAAAAAUAAAUUCAUUGUGCCGGAGAAGUUUAAAACAAGAACUGAGGCUGACAAGUCGAACAAGAGACGAGAGGCAUCGUAUGCAGGUGGUAUGGUCUUUGCACCAAAGAAGGGUCUCUAUGACAAUUUCGUUGUGUUGCUGGAUUUCAUGAGUUUGUAUCCGUCCAUCAUUCGUGAAUACAAUAUCUGUUUCACCACUGUAGAGCGACAACUUAACGAGGACGUGCCUGGAGCGCCUUCGUCUUCUAAGAAAAAGAAGAAAUCCAAGCCGAUGCCGCAACCUGAGAAUGAUGACGUUGUGGACGACAAAGACGUGGAUCAAAACCUUGACCACGCUGAUGCUAGUGCCGAUUCAGACAUCCCGGCUUUACCGAGUAGCGCAAGUGAGCCUGGUAUCUUGCCAACUGUGAUCAAGCGCUUGCUAGAGUCGCGUAAGCAGGUGAAGCAGCAGCUGAAAAUUGAACAGAAGGCAGGCAAUAUCGAGAAAUCCGUCCUGCUUGAUGUUCGUCAAAAGGCUAUUAAGUUGACGGCAAACUCGAUGUAUGGUUGCUUGGGUUUCCGUUUCUCGCGAUUUUACGCAAAGCCUAUUGCUGCAUUGAUUACAUCGACAGGUCGCCAUACGCUGCAGCGAGCGAAGGAGGUGGCAGAGCAAGAGUGUGGCUAUGAUGUGGUUUACGGAGAUACGGAUUCUAUCAUGGUAGAUUCGCGCACUGAAAGCCUUGACGAGGCCAAGCGCAUAGGUCGUGAAAUUCAAACUCAAUGUAACAAGCAUUUCAGACUGCUGGAACUUGAGGUGGACUACAUUUUCAAGCGGAUUCUGCUUUUAAACAAGAAGAAAUACGCGGCGUUGGUACUUAAUGAGCGGCCUAACUGCGAGCCCACUUUUGACAAAGAGGUUAAAGGUCUCGAUAUGGUGCGUCGUGAUUGGUGCGUGAUCUCGAAGACGGUGGGUAAUGAGAUACUUGACUUUAUCUUGUCCGGAAAUUCUCGUGACGAUGUGGUGGAGAGUAUCCACGAGCAUCUGGAGCAGGUAGCGGAACGCAUGCGUUCCGGAAAGGAACCGAUUGAGCAGUACGUCAUCACGAAGAGCUUGAACAAGCAACCUGAGCAAUACCCAGAUCGUGCGAAGCAAUACCACGUGCAAGUAGCGAUCGCAUUGCGUACUCUUGGAAAGCCGGUUGGUGUGGGUAUGCACAUUCCGUACGUGCUUUGCAAGGAGGAAGAACCUGGAAGUGGCCGUCGUGCCUAUCAUCCAGACGAGGUGAAGCGGGCUACUGGAAAGCUAAAUAUUGACAUUGAGUGGUACCUUGAGUCACAAAUUCAUCCACCAGUAAACCGACUGUGCGCUCACAUUGAAGGAACAUCGAGUCCGCAGCUGGCACACUGUUUGGGCCUCGAUACUGCUAAGUUCUCGCAUUCUGCCAAUCAUUUUGGCGAAGAGAAAGAUGGCAGUGACGCAAUCCCAAGCGUUCUCCAAAACGAUGCGGACCGGUUCAAGGAUUGUGUUCCUCUGGAGAUCACUUGCGACCAAUGCAAGAUGGCUAGUAAUUUCUCUGGCGUAUAUGCUACGACUGAGAAGGACAGCUCACUUUCUAGCGGACUGCUUUGCCCCGUAUGUAAAGCGGACUUCUGGGGUUUUGACCAAGAGGGUAUAUAUGGAAACGUAGGCGAUGAUCUACAGGCGGUGCUUUCGAACCGCCUCCACAUCGCAACGCGCCUAGCAGCGAAGAGAUACUACGAGGCGUGGACAAUUUGCUCUGAUGUGACGUGCAAGACACGGACACAAAAACAAUCGCUUCGUGGAAACGGCAACAUCUGCUCCGCAGCAGGGUGUAGAGCAACAACCACGCUUGAAUAUCCUGAUAGCGCCUUAUACACCCAGCUUAAGUAUUUCGAGUCCCUGUUCGAUGUUGAGCGUGCACAAAAGAAGAUCCGAGAGCAGAAAGAACGUAUAUCAGACACGACUAUAAACACGGAGCCUCCCCCGCUUUCCGAUCGCCACCGUGCUGUGCUGCAGAAGCUGCUUUCCCAGGCUGAAGAGGCUGUCCACCGAGACGAGUACAACUGGGUCAAACCCUCUAUUUGGCAGACGCUGUUCACAUAA